GGAGCCCUCGACGAGCUAAUUGAGCUGGCUACCGAUUCCAUCCUUUCGUGACAUCUGCAGCUGCAGUACCUCAGAGAAGACUUUCGCACCCUGCAGUCCUCGGAAACCGCUUCUUCCCAACGACGUCCAAGUGCACGGCGCCAGGAGCUGACGUUCCCCCACCACCGCGAGCUGUCCAACCGGACACGCUCUACACGACCACACCACUAUACCACCUCGUCCCGGCCUGCGUCUACCUGCCUGACAGCGCGAGCCUCACUUUCGCUAUUCUUACGCCAGUCACGACGUUACGACUCUCUGUUUCCACGUAUUGUUGCUUGCUUGCGUUGUUAGCGAGAAUCCGGUUUUCUGUCGUUACCUCGUCCGUCAGCCUGGUGUGUUUAACGACUUACGCACCUACUUUACGACUGUUUCUGGAGGAAUUGGCCACUGAGCGGGAAACGGAACAUUAUUGCGAUCAUGUCGAACCAACUCUCGGACCCGGGGUCGAGCGUCUACGACUCGGCCACGAUGCAUGUGGGAGAUGGCACAUGGGAUUCGCAGCGCAACACUUUUCUGCUGCCCAACUUGCAGGCCCCGAACUUUGAGACGAUGCGAUUGAACGGCAUGGGCAAUCGCUUUCGCAGCAUGGCCAGCUACAAGGCUCUCAUCACCGCCCACGGCGUGUUGGCAGUCAUUGCCUUCCUAUUCGUAAUACCGGCAGCUGUCUUCAUGGCUCGCUUCUACCACCGCAACCCACGAACCGCCUUGCGAGUCCACAUCUGGUUGCAGGUAGCAGCAGUCCUUCUUUCGACGGCUGCCAUCGUCUGCAGCUUCCAAGCUGUUGGCCUCGAGAGGUCUCUGACCAACCCUCACCACGGCAUCGGCGUUGCGCUAUAUACCCUUGUCAUGGUCCAAUUUCUCGGUGGCGCUCUCAUUCAUAAAUUAGAAAAGGGCAAGGAGCGAUUCAAGAUCCCCCUCAAGCUUAUGGUUCAUCAAUGGCUAGGCCGUACGAUUGCACUGCUUGGACUUGCACAGAUACCCCUUGGCCUGACACUAUACGGAUCACCACUGGCCUUGUUCAUCCUUUUCGCAGUGUGGACUUUCAUCCUAGUGAUCCUCUACUUCGUUCUUUCCUACAGGACCCAGCCCGAGAUGGACUUUGAUGAUCGUAGCACCUACAUCACCGACCGCUCAUACAGUACCAGGAUAAGCCGACGCACGAGUAGAGGCCCUGGUGCUGGAAAGCUCGCAGCAGCAGGAGCAGCCGGUGCAGGUUUAGCCGCCCUGGGUUCAAGAAGAUCCCGAAGCCGCACCCGCAGCAGGCACGGUGGCACAGUUCUUAGUUCCCGACCCGACUCUCGGUCCCGCCGUGAUUCCCGCUCCCGCGUUGCCGAAUCUGAGUUCACUGAAUCCUACUUGAGCGACGAGAAAUACGGUGCCGAUCGCAACAAAGGUUCCACGUGGAAGGACCGUCUCCUAGGAGCCGGGGCCGCAGCUGGAGGUAUUUUCGCCGUCAAGAAGCUAUUCAAUCGCAAGCCAAAACAUCCUCCGACCGAGACAGGGAGCGACUUCAGUUACAGCCGCCCCUUGGGGCCGUCCGAAGUCACUCAGACCGAUAUCUCCAGGCUCGAAGAAGGAAGGGCACCCGAAUCUCCAGCAAACCGUCGAAACGACUGGCGUCGAGACAACCCACAAGCAUCGGCAUUGUCUGGAAGUGCUAUGCGACCAGGUCACCGUCCAACUGGAAGUGUUACCUCCAUUGACUCUUUCGACAGUCGGACAAGCCUCAGCGAAGAGACUGAGAUGAGGCCUAGGGAUCGACAGUAUGGACUCAAGGAGGGUGUUGCUACGAUGGGAGUCGUUGGUUUCCUGAAGCACUCUCUGAGUAAACGCAGCAAGAAGAAGGAAGACGACCGUGUGGAAGAAAUGAGACAACAAGAUCUGGAAGAGGAACGAGUCGCUCGCAUGAACAGCCAACGCCGUAAGAAGUAUACGGGUGAUGGAGCACCUCCAAGGAGAGGCAACCGACCGCCGUCCACUAUUCUGUCUGAGAGCGAUAUGACCGGCAUCACACCCUCGGUAGCGCAGCGCCCAUCUCGACCCAUGGAUUCCACCGUCACGCCCAACCCUAGCCGUCCCCCUCGCGCAGGUGUUUACAGUGUCCUGUCAGAUUCUGGUUCCGAAGCUUACGACUCACCUGGAGGUCGUCACCACAGCCGACGUCGCACAGGAGACGCUCCAAUAAUACCUGCUGGUGCAGCUGCGGCAGCUACAGUCACUUCUGCCGGAUCGCCUACCAAAAGGGAACGCCGCGGCAGUAGAGACGACGUGGCCUCCCCUCCUGUAUCCGUCAAAGUCAAGAUGCACAACGACGGUCGCCACGUAACCCUCCGCCGCCUCAACGAAGAAGAAGCCGCCGCAGAACGCGAAGCCCGCCGCCGAGAUCGCCAACGAAAGAAUCGCACCGGCAGCGUAAGUUCCAUGAGCGGCGUAGGCGGCGACCGCUGGCGCAGAACCGAAGCCAUGGAAGCUGCCCAAGCCGCUGAAAUGGCCCAGCAAUCUGGCGCUCCUCCUCCUCCAAUGCCCAUGCCCAGCUCGAGCACCCUCCGCAUGCCCGAAGCUACUAUUCCUCCGCCCCCACCUGGCCCUCCACCCAUGUUCGGAAAUGGCCAACAGCAUCUAGCACCUGAUCAAGCCAAUUUCCCUCCUCCGCCCCCUAUUCCGGCUGCGGCAGAUACUGUCCUCAGCAGCCCCGUCUACGGCACCGAAACAGAUCUAAGUAACUACGACUCCAACAGGAGAAGGCGAAGAGCAGAACGUGCACAGGCUAAGCAGGCGAGGUUAGGGGGGAGUCGUGUUGAGUUCUCAUAAUCGUGACGACUCCGCGGUUUGGAGGUGAUGAGAUGAAACAGAAAAGGUUUGAAAGCAUGGUCGUUUGCGAGUUGCAUUUCUCUGGCGUUUGUGAGUUGCUGAGCCUGUUCUGAUUGUUGAUAUUGUUUUUUGGCCUGGCCUGCUUGGCUUGGGCUGAUUGAAGCGUUAUGGCAUGGCAUGUUUACGUUGUGAGACUGGAAUUGAAAUGGAUGAUGAGAAGAGUAAAUAGAAUGAGCAUAGUUUGUGUGGCUUUUGUAUAAAUGUAUCCGUACGCGCUUUGGCGUUGUAACAGUUUUUUUCUUUUGGGGUUGAGUACUGUGAUGCUGUGGCGUGAUGGUGUAGUUUGGUUUGUGAGGGUUGGUGUAG
This is a messenger RNA of Alternaria rosae, 3219 nucleotides long. RefSeq lists its product as uncharacterized. The record is from RefSeq and is a predicted model, not a curated record. NCBI's taxonomy places the organism in Eukaryota, Fungi, Ascomycota, Dothideomycetes, Pleosporales, Pleosporaceae. Bases 460 to 2853 code for a protein of 797 amino acids. Gene Ontology annotation, molecular function: transmembrane monodehydroascorbate reductase activity. The transcript has 3 exons.